This is a messenger RNA of Lodderomyces parapsilosis, 477 nucleotides long. It is a transcript of the gene HPA2, whose product is annotated as D-amino-acid N-acetyltransferase. The coding region runs from base 1 to 477 and encodes 158 amino acids. Gene Ontology annotation, cellular component: cytoplasm. NCBI's taxonomy places the organism in Eukaryota, Fungi, Ascomycota, Pichiomycetes, Serinales, Debaryomycetaceae. The record is from RefSeq and is a predicted model, not a curated record. Gene Ontology annotation, biological process: protein acetylation. The transcript has a single exon. Gene Ontology annotation, molecular function: N-acetyltransferase activity.
AUGUCCGUCAUUAUCAGACCAAUCGAAGCCAAAGAUAAACAACAAUGGUUGAAUCUCUGGACUGGACCAGGAGGAUAUAUUGAAUUUUAUAAAUCAAUGGAUAAAAUCACCCCAGAAAUUUCCGAAACUACAUUUGCUCGUUUCCUUGAUGCAAAUGAACCCGUGUACUCAUUAGUUGCCAUCGAUGCCAAUUCACCUGACGAAAUUAUCGGAUUUGCUAAUUAUUUAACUCAUCGAAACACAUGGACUAUCGAUGAUGCAUUGUAUUUGAAUGAUUUAUUUGUUUGUGAAAAUAAUCGAUUACAUGGAGUUGGUAGGAAAUUAAUUGAAGCAAUUUAUGAUGAAGCUGAUCGUUUGAAAUGCGACAAGUGUUAUUGGUCGACACAAUUUGAAAAUCAUCGGGCUCAAUUAUUGUAUACUAAAGUGGGUGUGAAAUCUGGAUUUUUACUUUAUCGUCGUCCAAACCUGGCUGAUUGA